This is a messenger RNA of Penicillium alfredii, 1209 nucleotides long. RefSeq lists its product as uncharacterized. The record is from RefSeq and is a predicted model, not a curated record. The transcript has 2 exons. NCBI's taxonomy places the organism in Eukaryota, Fungi, Ascomycota, Eurotiomycetes, Eurotiales, Aspergillaceae. The coding region runs from base 1 to 1209 and encodes 402 amino acids.
AUGGACACAAUGUCAUACAAAAGAUAUGUCAUAAAAUCAAGCGGCAUUCCUACAUCUCUUCAAGAAUUUCCCGUCAUUAGCAAGUUUGCUUUCCUCGUCUUCGUCUGCCCAGAGGUAGCCAUAGAUUCCAGCGUUGUUCGUCCCGUUGUACGUGGCAGUAGCGUUAUGUUGAGUGUUGACAGUGCCCAAGUCCAUACAAUACUGGCCGAUUUUGCUAAACCAGCCCUUUUUGUUGUGUGCUUCCCUCAUCUUAUCCAUGAGUUCCGCGUGGUAUGUCUGCCAUUCGAUAUCCUCCAUGGCCAGCAUCACAUCCCAGCUGCCGAAUUCCCAGGUAUAGCCACCGUGGAGUUCCCUGCCGUCCUUGGUCUCCACAGUAACAGUCUCUUCGCACCCGAAGCUAUCCAGGGGCUUUUGCCAGUUUUCCUCAUAGCGGCGUCGUUGGAGGCGGUUCUCAUCGCGAUAAUCAAAAUCAGCCGAUGUGACAUGAAUGGUGUGCAUAGUGGCGACGGAGGAAGAGGAGCCACGCCUCUUCCUCGAUUUGGACCCCUUCUUGGGUGCGUUGUUGGAGUACCACACGCGAUGGGGCAAACAGUCGUCAUUGUCGUCAUCUUCACAGGACCGAUGAGCCAGCAAGCGUGGGAGGCCAUCAUCGACAUGAGCACGGAAGCUUCGCGCGACAUUGUCGCCGUUAUCGCCGUUGUUACCGUUGUUGCCGUUGUUGCCGUUGUUGCCGUUGUUGCCGUUGUCGCCGCUGCCGCCCCCCCGGUUUUGCAGCAUCAACUGAUAAAGUAUUUGCUCCAUCAUCCGUUGAUUAUUUUGUUGAGCAUGGAGAUUCUGUUCCCGAAGUUCGUUCGAGGUCUGUAUGGCGCUUGUUUGUUGUUCGAGCAGGUCCUCUAUCGACUUAUCCUUUUCCUUUUUCUUUUCCCUCGCGUGCUCGAUGAACCCCCAGAUGACGCUUCCAAGAAAGCCUCCGAAAAUCGCCACCGCUUUACUCCGUUUGGCGAGGUCUCUGGAAUCAUGUGGGUUUUUGUAGGGCUCCAUAUCCCCGCUGGGUCGAAGACUGAGACUGUCGGCGUCCAUGGGACGGCCUGGCAUGGCGGAGGCAAUGCCAUAGAAAGCCAAAAGACACCCAAAGAUGAGGUGGUGUUUGGAGAUAUACAUCUUGUGCGAGAGACUUGGAUCCAAGAGUUAGGAACCAGUGGAACUUAA